AUGUCACAGGUACCGAUGGAGAUGCCGGACUUAUCAAAUGCCAUUAUGGCCCAGGAUGAAAUGGGUAGGCCGUUUAUUAUCGUGCGAGACCAAGGGAACAAGCAGAGGCAACAUGGGUUAGAGGCUAAGAAGUCGCACAUCUUAGCAGCAAGAGCUGUGGCAUCUAUCAUCAAGACUUCGUUGGGACCUAGAGGACUAGAUAAGAUUUUGAUUUCGCCCGAUGGAGAGAUUACUAUUACCAACGAUGGGGCAACGAUCUUGUCGCAGAUGGAGCUAGAUAACGAGAUCGCCAAACUCCUGGUUCAGCUUUCAAAGUCCCAGGAUGAUGAGAUUGGUGAUGGGACGACAGGUGUGGUAGUUCUAGCUAGCGCCCUGCUCGAUCAGGCUCUAGAAUUGAUCGAAAAAGGUAUACACCCAAUUACGAUCGGGAAUGGUUUUGAUGAUGCGGCCAAAUUAGCUAUCCAAAAGCUAGAAUCACAGGCAGACGAUGUGGCAGGCGACCCUAAAUCAUUUAAGGAUUACUUGUUCAAAGCUGCGAAGACUUCGCUAGGGUCGAAGAUCGUUUCUAAGGAUCACGAUAAGUUUGCCCAAAUGGCUGUCGAUGCAGUUACUAGAGUCAUGGAUACCGAGAGGAAAGAUGUGGAUUUUGAAUUGAUCAAGCUGGAAGGACGUGUUGGUGGUUCUUUGAGGGAUUCUAAGUUGAUUGAUGGUGUUAUACUAGACAAGGAUUUUUCACACCCUCAAAUGCCUAAAGAGGUGCUACCAGCAGAAGGGAAGAAAGACGUUAAACUUGCCAUUCUAACGUGUCCAUUUGAGCCUCCAAAACCAAAGACAAAGCACAAGUUGGAUAUUUCAUCUGUUGAAGAAUAUCAAAAAUUGCAAACUUACGAGCAGGAUAAAUUUAAAGAGAUGAUAGAUUGCAUCAAAGAAGCAGGUGCCGAUGUGGUCAUCUGUCAAUGGGGCUUCGACGAUGAGGCAAAUCAUUUACUAUUACAAAACAAAUUACCAGCGGCAAGGUGGGUUGGUGGUCAGGAAUUGGAGCUAAUUGCUAUUGCUACUCAUGGUCGCAUUGUUCCACGUUUCCAGGACCUUUCGCCUGAAAAAUUGGGUAAGUGUAGCAAGAUAUAUGAGAUGGAAUUCGGUACCACUAAAGAUCGUAUGUUAGUUAUUGAACAAUGCUCAGAUGCCAAGACCGUGACCUGUUUCAUUCGUGGUUCGAAUAAGAUGAUAGUUGACGAGGCUAAACGUGCAUUGCACGACGCUCUCUGUGUGGUUCGUAACCUAGUAAAGGAUUCUCGUGUCGUCUACGGUGGUGGUGCUGCUGAAGUAGCGAUGUCCAUUGCAGUCUCCGAGGAAGCCGACAGACAGCGCGGCAUUGAUCAAUAUGCUUUCCGCGCAUUUGCACAGGCUUUAGAUACUAUUCCAAUGACUCUAGCAGAAAACUCUGGCUUGGAUCCAAUUGAAACUUUGACCCUGCUGAAAAGCAAACAAAUCAAGGAAGAAACUGCUCUCACUGGUGUAGACUGUCUAAGUAAGGGCAGCAACGAUAUGAAGGAACUAUUCGUUGUGGAUCCUUUUAUUGGCAAGAAACAACAGAUAAUGUUGGCUACACAACUCUGUAGAAUGAUCUUGAAAAUCGACAACGUUAUCAUUAGUGGGAAAGAUGAAUACUAA
This is a messenger RNA of Torulaspora delbrueckii, 1674 nucleotides long. RefSeq names its product chaperonin-containing T-complex subunit CCT5 (gene CCT5). Gene Ontology annotation, cellular component: chaperonin-containing T-complex. NCBI's taxonomy places the organism in Eukaryota, Fungi, Ascomycota, Saccharomycetes, Saccharomycetales, Saccharomycetaceae. Bases 1 to 1674 code for a protein of 557 amino acids. The transcript has a single exon. Gene Ontology annotation, biological process: protein folding. The record is from RefSeq and is a predicted model, not a curated record. Gene Ontology annotation, molecular function: ATP hydrolysis activity; ATP binding; ATP-dependent protein folding chaperone.